Molecule: messenger RNA, 371 nt
Organism: Diabrotica virgifera virgifera (western corn rootworm)
Lineage: Eukaryota; Metazoa; Arthropoda; Insecta; Coleoptera; Chrysomelidae
Product: cysteine-rich venom protein 1-like
Exons: 2
Coding region: 6-290 (94 amino acids)
Source: RefSeq, a predicted model, not a curated record
UAAAAAUGAAGGAGUUUGUUGUACUUAUCAUACUAAGUUGUCUUUCGGUUGUCGUUCUUUCAGCAGAGCGUAUUCCUUUAUGCCCCGUCAACUCCAGUCCAGGAUGCAAACCUUGUUGUUCAGAUCCAAGUUGCAACAACAGGAGACCAAUAUGCCUAGAUAUUUACUGUUCAGAUUUGCGUCCAGGUGUGUGUCAAUUUCAAUGUAGAUGCCAUCCAGGUUAUUUAAAGAAUAUCAAAGGUCAGUGUGUUCUACCUGGUCAGUGCCCUCCACUACCAGUUGGAAAAUAAAUGCUAAAGUUAGGAGUUGUUAGUUAUGUUUUAUAGAAGUAGAACAAUAAUUGUUAUACAAUUAAACUUAUUCUUCUUGAA